Molecule: messenger RNA, 1963 nt
Organism: Pistacia vera
Lineage: Eukaryota; Viridiplantae; Streptophyta; Magnoliopsida; Sapindales; Anacardiaceae
Product: protein PIN-LIKES 7-like
Exons: 10
Coding region: 447-1718 (423 amino acids)
Biological process (GO): endoplasmic reticulum to cytosol auxin transport
Cellular component (GO): membrane
Source: RefSeq, a predicted model, not a curated record
AACCAAAUUUGAAGACAGACAGAUAGGACCAUGAUGUAAGUGGCAAUAUUUCAGGGUCUGAUAUCAUCAAUCACUUCAAAAUUUUAAUCAUUCAUUGGCUUCUCAUAAUCUACAGAAACAUCUAGACCAAACUUAACAGUAUCCUUCUCUGUCCGCUAAGCAAUCACCCAGCAGCUUUCAUCUACCAGUUGGGUGAUUUCUGCUAACAGUGAUUUUACAUUGUUGUAUUGAUAGAUUCCCUACUGUAGCCAAACCGCUGACUUGAUACAAAUACACUACGUUUCAUAUAUAUAUAUAUAUAUGGUUAUAUUUUAAUGUUAAAAAGUACUGAAAUAUAAAGUGAAAGGAUGUCGGCUCAAGUCCAGACAAGAAUUGUUACCUUCAUGAAUCUAGCUGAAUAUAAGUUAACCUUGUUCAAGUAGCUGCUACAAUAUCAGAAGACAGAGAUGGGGUUCUGGACACUGUUUGAAGUGGCAACUAUGCCAAUUUUGCAAGUGCUUUUAAUAAGUUUAUUGGGAGCUUUCAUGGCUACUGAAUAUUGCAAUCUUCUUCCAACAGACGCCCGAAAAUCCUUGAACAAGAUCGUGUUCACUGUGUUCACACCUUGUCUCAUGUUUGCAUCUUUGGCCCAGACUGUGACACUUGAAGACAUAAUCUCAUGGUGGUUUAUGCCGGUUAACAUUGGACUCACUUUUCUACUUGGAGGCAUUCUUGGAUGGAUAGUUGUCAAAAUUCUGAGACCUAAGCCUUACCUUGAAGGCCUCAUCAUUGCUACAUGUGCUUCUGGGAACUUGGGAAAUCUUCUCCUUAUAGUUGUCCCUGCAAUCUGUAACGAGGAAGGAAGUCCAUUUGGGAAUCGUAAUGUUUGCACCACUGUUGGACUCUCAUAUGCAUCUUUCUCCAUGGCGCUUGGUGGUUUCUACAUAUGGACUUACAGUUACCAUCUGGUAAGAAGUUCAUCAAUUAAAUACAAAGCACUUCAAGCUGCUGAAGAUACAUCUGAGUCUAAGGUGGCCAACAAGGAUUUUGAUGCCACCCCAGAAACUCAACUUCUCAAGGGAGAAGAGGAUGAACAAAACGUAUCUGUAAAUGGGUCAUUACCAAAGUCUACUUAUGUGGAUGCUGAAAGCCAAAUUGUACCACAAGAAUCAACUAGUCAUCAGGAUAAAUCAAAGGAAUCAUCCUGUAAAAAGAUACUUGAAUUCUUUCACAAGAUCGGGGAGGAGCUAAUGGCACCUCCUACAAUUGCCGCGAUUGUUGGAUUCAUCUUUGGAGCGGUUACUUGGCUGAGAAACCUUAUAAUCGGUGAUGGUGCUCCCUUGAGGGUGUUCCAAGACUCAAUUAAAAUAAUUGGGGAUGGAACAAUUCCAUGUAUAACACUUAUACUUGGAGGCAAUCUCAUUCAAGGUUUAAAAUCUUCAACACUAAAGCCAUUGGUGAUCAUAGCUGUGGUUUGUGUUAGAUACAUCGUACUUCCUAUGAUUGGUAUAUGGAUUGUUAAAGGAGCUUCCACUCUUGGUUUCCUUCCAUCGGACCCUUUAUACCACUAUGUGCUCAUGAUUCAAUUCACUCUCCCACCUGCCAUGAAUAUUGGUACAAUGACCCAGUUGUUUGAUGUGGCUCAAGAGGAAUGUUCAGUCCUCUUUUUCUGGACAUAUUUAGUUUCAGCACUAGCACUCACGUCUUGGUCAACAGUCUACAUGUGGAUCUUGGCCUAAACACUUGUAGCUUAGGAGAGUGAAGAAGACAGAGACAUAUUGAGCACCAACUUGAAUCUCUAAAACUUCUAAACCCUCUUCUUUUGUAGAAUGAAGCAGGACAUUUUAAACACAAUACUAGAAAGCCUAUGUCUAUAUCUAUGCUGUAGUGAAUGGUUUAUCUUAUAUCAAGGGUAAACAGUAAUCCGAAGAGUCCUUUCAAUAUAUACAUCCCUAUAAUGGGAUUAUUUUUUUGUUUCUUAGUA